AUGCUUCCCUUCGUUUUCGCCAUUCAACUGGUCAACAAGAAUACCUGGCUCCUACAUAAUCUCACACUUGGCUACAAUGUCUAUGACAACUAUUUGAGCACCCUUCGUACUUCUGAUGCCUUGAUGGAUACACUCUCUACUGGAGAAGUCAAUGUUCCCAACUACAGCUGUGGAAGAAAGGACAAUCUUCUGGUUAUUAUUGAUGGGGCUCUCAGGGAACUUUCCACACAGAUAUCAACAUUAGUAGGCACCUACAAAGUCCCGCAGAAUAAAUUUUGCAAUCUUUCUGAGAUGAAAAUGUACUUGGACCAAAAUGGAGAUCUGGUAGCAGAUGUGAACAUCUGGAACUUGGUGGUUCUCCCAAAGAAUAAUUACAUCAUAAAAAUGCCAGGGAAUUUUGAAAGACAGAGACUUUUUAUCAAGCAAGAUUUUCUUUCACAGCUAAAAUCGUUGAAUAAGCCUCUGCCUCAGUCCAAAUGUGUAGAAAACUGUCAUCCUGGAUUUUUCAAACAGACUCGGGAAGGAGAGCCAGUUUGCUGCUAUGACUGUGUUCCUUGUCCAGAGGGGACCAUCUCCACUCAGGAAGAUACUGAAAAAUGCACCAAGUGCCCAGAUGAUCAAUAUGCAACCGAGAACCGAAUCCAAUGUAUCCCCAAAAGAAUCUCCUUCCUGUCCUAUGAAGAACAUUUGAGCAUUAUCCUUGUCUCCUUUGCCCUACUUUUGUUUCUAGUUUCCUUCUUUGUUUUAAUCAUAUUCAUUAAAUACCUAGAAACUCCCAUUGUCAAAGCCAACAACCGGGACCUCUCCUACAUCAUCCUUGUAUCCCUCCUGCUUUGCUUCCUGUCUCCUUUACUCUUCAUUGGUCAACCAAAGAAAAUCACCUGCCUUCUCCGACAAACAGUGUUCAGCAUUGUCUUCUCAGUAGCCGUGUCUUCUGUGUUGGCCAAGACAAUCACAGUGGUGCUGGCUUUUCUGGCCACAAAACCAGGAAACCGAGUAAAGAGAUGGUUGGGGAAGAGCUUGGCCAACUUCAUCAUCCUUUCUUGUUCCUCUAUCCAAAUUAUCAUCUGCUCCAUCUGGCUGGGAGUUUCUCCCCCAUUCCCUGACUUUGACCUCCACUCCCAGCCAGGAGUGAUCAUCCUUCAAUGCAAUGAAGGUUCUGUCACCAUGUUUUAUAUUGUCCUGGGCUAUAUGGGUUUCCUAGCUGCCAUAUGCUUCACAGUAGCUUUCCUGGCCAGGAACCUGCCUGGGGCCUUCAAUGAAGCCAAACUGAUCACCUUCAGCAUGCUGGUCUUUUGCAGUGUCUGGAUCUCCUUCAUGCCCACCUACCUGAGCACCAAAGGAAAGUCCAUGGUGAUUGUGCAGAUCUUCUCCAUCUUGACUUCCAGUGCUGGACUGCUGGGCUGCAUCUUCUUCCCCAAGUGCUACAUCCUCCUCCUGAGACCAGAUCUAAACACUAAGGAACAUCUAAUCAUAAAAGUCGGCAACCAGUUAUUAUAA
This is a messenger RNA of Thamnophis elegans (Western terrestrial garter snake), 1500 nucleotides long. Its product is annotated as vomeronasal type-2 receptor 26-like. Gene Ontology annotation, biological process: G protein-coupled receptor signaling pathway. The transcript is spliced from 4 exons. Gene Ontology annotation, molecular function: G protein-coupled receptor activity. Gene Ontology annotation, cellular component: membrane. The coding region runs from base 1 to 1500 and encodes 499 amino acids. Lineage: Eukaryota; Metazoa; Chordata; Lepidosauria; Squamata; Natricidae. The record is from RefSeq and is a predicted model, not a curated record.